UAAUAUCUUCUACUUAAUCCUGGAUACUAUAUCCAAAGUUAGAGCAUCCACUCCAAAGCCGAGAAUUUCUGAAAAACAAAACAAUGUCAUCAUAUGAUGUUAGAAUUUUUUUUCAAAUGAUGGUUCCUAAUACUUCACGUUAGAAGAACUCGAAUUUGAUAACCAGUUUGAGAAACACCAGUAUAACCAGAUUACAGGAAAAAGCAAGUCAAAAGGAAGAUCAUGAAUAUAACAACUUUGAGGAAACAUUAAUCAAAGACCAAAGCUUUUUAAACAACUGAGAGUUUUUAUAAGAAAAAGACCUCAUGCAGUAGUCCCCAGUUAUUCAUGCAGUAUACAUUCCAAGACCCCCAGAGAAUGCCUGAAAUCACUGAUGUACCAAACCCUAACCAGGUUCUUAGUAUGAGCUACUGAAUGACGAAUGGGUGGGUAGUAUAUACAGUGCAGAUACACUGGACAAAGAAAUGAUUCACAGCUCAGGCAGGACAGAGCAGAUCACACAAGAUUUCAUCACAGUACUCAGAAAACCACACCAUUUAAAAGUUACGAAUUGUUUAUUUCUGGAAUUUUCCAUAUAAUAUUUUUGACCACAAUUGCCCGUGGAGAACUGAAACCAUGGAAAGUGGAACUGUGGAUAAGGCAGGACUACUGUAACUAUGACAUCAAUGGUAGGAACCUGAAGCAUAAUUCUGCUGUAGUGGAUUUUUUCAAAAGGCAACUCAUGAAUGAAAAUAAUUUAUUAGAUAUAAGAAAGGAUGCAUUUGUAUCUCAAACUUUACUUAUUUACUUAUUCUGGAAAUAAAUGAAAAGCCAACACUUAUUACAUACCCACAAAAAUGAAAAUAAAUAAAUAUAAAGCCAUAGUUCAGUACUGAUGGAAUCUGAGAAAAUUUAUAUGAGAGCGAACCCAUACCUCUGUACUGAAUGUGGGAAAGGCUACACUUGUGUUGCAUCCCUGACCCAGCAUCAGAAAACACAUAUUGGAGAGAAACCUUAUGAAUGUAAAAUAUGUGAUAAGUCCUUUACCCGGAACACUAAUCUUAUUCAACAUCAAAGAAUACAUACUGGAGAGAAACCUUAUGAAUGCAAUGAAUGUGGGAAAGCUUUUAGUCAGAGCACUAAUCUUAUUCAGCAUCAAAGAGUCCAUACUGGGGAGAAACCUUAUGAGUGUAAUGAAUGUGAAAAAGCCUUUAGUCAUAGGUCAUCCCUUAGAAAUCAUGAGAGAAUCCAUACUGGAGAAAAACCCUAUCCUUGUAAUGAAUGUGGGAAAGCUUUCAGCCAUAUCUCUGCCCUUACUCAACAUCAUAGAAUUCAUACUGGAAAGAAACCAUAUGAAUGUACUGAAUGUGGAAAAACCUUCAGCCGCAGCACACACCUAAUUGAACAUCAGGGAAUUCAUUCUGAGGAAAAAUCCUACCAGUGUAAGGAAUGUCAGAAGGUUUUUUGCCACAGUACAUCACUAAUCCGACAUCAGAGAAUCCACACAGGAGAGAAACCAUAUGAAUGUAAUGAAUGUGGGAAAGCUUUCAGCCACACCCCAGCCUUCAUUCAACAUCAAAGAAUUCAUACUGGAGAAAAACCCUAUGAGUGUAAUGCAUGUGGAAAGGCCUUCAAUCGGAGUGCACAUCUUACUGAACACCAGAGAACUCAUACUGGAGAGAAGCCCUAUGUUUGUAAAGAAUGUAGAAAAACCUUCAGUCGAAGGACACACCUUACUGAACAUAUAAAAAUUCAUUCUGGCAUGAAACCCUAUCAAUGUAAUGAAUGUCAGAAACCGUUUUGCUAUAGAACCUCACUAAUUCGACAUCAGAGGAUGCAUACAGGAGAGAAACCCUACCAAUGUAAUGAAUGUGGGAAAUCCUUCAGCUUAAGCUCAACUCUGACUAAACAUAAGCGAAUACAUACAAGGGAGAGACCUUAUCAAUGUAAUAAGUGUGGUGAUGUCUUUUGUCAUAGUACAUCCUUAAUUCGACAUCAGAGAACUCAUUUCAGAAAGGAAACCUUAGCCGAGUAAUGGGUGUGGGAAAGCCUGCAGUCAGUUGUAGGUUAUUGUUUACACUUGAGCAUUCACAGUAUAGGAAACUAAGAUUGUUAUGUGAGGAAAAUCUUCAGGCAAAACACUCAUUUACUUAUUAUGCUACUUGUACUGAGAAGAAAGACUAUUCUUAUAAUCUAAAAAAUGUGUUAUUGAAAGAGAAAGUUAUAAUGGAAGUGUUCAUCCAAAACUAAGGUUUGUUUUUUUAAAGACAUAUUUAGAAAGUUAUUUUCAGCGAUAAUUUAUUAAAAUGUAUAUAUUUGCUUAUAAAAAAAGCCUUUUGAAGUACACAGAAAUCUUAGUAGGAUAAUGAAAAUUGUUCACUGUAUACAUAAUCCCUUUUUAUUAAGUCCUAUGUUAUAUUUCAGUGUUCAAGAAACACUUUUGUAGAGCGUUUGAAAAUAAAAUUGACAGAUUUCA
Cercocebus atys (sooty mangabey) is the source of this 2455-nucleotide messenger RNA. RefSeq names its product zinc finger protein 883 (gene ZNF883). The transcript has a single exon. Gene Ontology annotation, molecular function: DNA-binding transcription factor activity; RNA polymerase II cis-regulatory region sequence-specific DNA binding. Lineage: Eukaryota; Metazoa; Chordata; Mammalia; Primates; Cercopithecidae. The coding region runs from base 875 to 2014 and encodes 379 amino acids. Gene Ontology annotation, biological process: regulation of transcription by RNA polymerase II. The record is from RefSeq and is a predicted model, not a curated record.